GUGCAAGCCCUUUCAUAUCUGCCUUCCAAUUUUCAAUCAGGUAAAGUGUUCUUCUUCCUCAUCGGUAGGUUAAGCCGAUUCCAUUGUUUCUUUAUCCAGCCGCUUCAUACCUGCCUUCUAGUUUCGAAUCAGCCGAGUCAAAUCUUUCGGCAAUUCCUCUUUCAAAGUCGCCCCCAACUUGCAAUCAGGUGGAUAUGAGCUCUCACGUUCGAAAUGAUAGAAGGGAUAAUAGGUCUAGGUUUCCACGUCGUCAAGAAUGGAUUCCCAGAGGAUCAACUGCGACAGUCUCCACCACUGUUGUGGAUGCUAGUUCCCCUUCGACAGUUGCCUCAAACCCAGAUGGAAAUAGCGAGGAACCUAAUAUUAGAUCAGGUCCACAGCCUCAAAAUGGUCUUAAUAGAGGAAAUUUUGGGGUGCAGAGGAGGCAGCAUAUAGCUCGCCCUGUAAAUCAGAGUAGAGACAGAAGAAGAGAUCCUCUAUGUGAGGAGAGAGUUUCAAAAGGCACGACAGGAGCUUUACCACAGCUUGUUCAAGAAAUCCAAGACAAACUUUUAAAGGGGACAAUUGAGUGCAUGAUAUGUUAUGAUAUGGUGAGGCGGUCUGCCCCUAUUUGGUCCUGCUCCAGCUGCUUCUCAAUUUUUCAUUUGCAUUGUAUCAAGAAAUGGGCGAGGGCGCCUACUUCUAUCGACUUGUCUGCUGAGAAAAAUCAAGGAUUUAAUUGGCGUUGCCCAGGGUGCCAAUCAGUACAGCUCACUUCCUCCAAGGAUAUUCGUUAUGUUUGUUUCUGUGGAAAGAGGCAGGAACCACAUUCAGACCCAUAUCUCACUCCUCAUUCAUGUGGAGAACCCUGCGGAAAGCCCCUUGAGAAGGAGGUUCCUGGUUCUGGUGUAAGUAGGGACGAUCUUUGUCCUCAUCGUUGUGUUCUGCAAUGCCACCCUGGGCCAUGCCCACCUUGCAAGGCUUUUGCUCCACCAAGAAUAUGUCCAUGUGGGAAGAAAAUAAUCACCACAAGAUGUUCUGAUCAGAAAUCUGUUCUUACUUGUGGCCAGCGCUGUGGGAAACCUCGUAAGUGUCUACGCCAUCGUUGUGAGAAGACAUGCCAUGUGGGUCCUUGUGAUGCUUGCGAGGUUCUCAUUGAUGCCUCAUGUUUUUGCAAGAAAAAGACGGAGGCAGUCCUUUGUGGUGACAUGGCAGUGAAGGGAGAAGUUAAUGUAGAAGAUGGUAUCUUUUCAUGCAGUUCACCUUGUGGAAAACCUCUUGCAUGUGGAAACCAUGUCUGUAAAGAAAUUUGUCAUCCUGGUCUUUGUGGGGACUGUGACCUGUUGCCAGGGAGAAUUACGUCAUGCUAUUGUGGUAAAUCAAGCUUACAGGAGGAGCGGCAGAGCUGUCUGGAUCCAAUCCCAACCUGCUCACAGAUAUGUGACAAAACCCUCUCUUGUGGGUUACAUCGUUGUAAAGAGACAUGCCAUCCAGGGGAAUGUGCACCUUGUCGAGUGAUGGUUUCUCAAAAAUGUCGUUGUGGAUCAACUUCUCGAAUCGUAGAAUGCUUCAAUACCACCAGGGGAGUAGAAGUAUUUACAUGUGAUAAACCUUGUGGGCGCAAGAAGAACUGUGGUAGACACCGUUGCAGUGAGAGGUGCUGCCCACUUUCAAAUUCCAGCAAUGCCUCCAGGCCCCUCAUCCAGGGAUGGGAUCCACAUUUGUGUUCCAAGCCUUGUGAGAAGAAGCUAAGAUGUGGGCAACAUGAUUGUGAAUCACUGUGUCACAGUGGCCAUUGCCCUCCUUGCCCUGAGACAAUUUUCACUGAUUUGACCUGUGCUUGUGGAAGAUCUUCAAUUCCUCCUCCACUACCUUGUGGUACACCGCCACCUUCUUGUCAAUACCCUUGCUCCGUUCCUCAACCAUGUGGUCACGUGUCUUCUCACAGCUGCCACUUUGGGGACUGUCCACCUUGUUCAGUUCCUAUACCUAAGGAAUGCAUCGGAGGACAUGUGGUCCUCAGAAACAUACCAUGUGGUUCAAAAGAUAUUAGAUGUAACAAACUUUGUGGCAAGACAAGGCAGUGUGGGAUGCAUGCAUGUUUAAGGACUUGCCACCCUUCUCCAUGUGAUUCCUCGGGUGGAUCUACUUCUGGUGUGAAGGCUUCAUGUGGUCAGACCUGUGGCGCUCCCAGGAGAGACUGCAGGCACACAUGUACUGCCCUUUGUCACCCAAAUAAUGCAUGUCCAGAUGCAAGGUGCGAGUUCCCCGUCACAAUAGCAUGUUCUUGUGGUCGAAUAACUGCAACUGUUCCUUGUGAUGCUGGAAGCAGCAGCAAUAGUGGUUACAAUGCUGACACCCUUCUUGAAGCAUCUGCAGUUCAGAAAUUGCCAGUGCCGCUUCAACCCAUCGAAGCAAAUGGCAAGAAGAUUCCACUUGGACAGAGGAAGCUCAUGUGUGACGAUGAAUGUUCAAAGAUGGAGCGUAAAAAGGUUCUUGCGGAUGCUUUUGGUGUCACUAGUCCAAAUUUGGAGGCAUUACAUUUUGGUGAGAAUGUUAUGGUUUCUGAUAUGCUAGGAGACCUAUUCAGACGUGAUCCUAAGUGGGUUUUGUCUGUUGAAGAGAGAUGCAAGAUGUUGGUGGUUGGCAGAGGCAGAGGGGGAGCCGCUGCGCUCAAGGUUCAUGUGUUCUGUCCGAUGUUGAAAGAGAAGAGAGAUGCAGUGAGGCUAAUUGCUGAGAGGUGGAAACUCUCGAUAAAUGCUGCUGGUUGGGAGCCAAAACGCUUUGUCGUCGUUCAUGUUACACCAAAGUCCAAGGCCCCUGCACGGAUUCUUGGUUCAAAAGGGAUGAACCCUACAAACUUGAUACAUCCACCCAAUUUUGAUCCUGUGGUGGACAUGGAUCCUAGGUUGGUUGUUGCGUUGUUUGAUCUACCAGGGGAUGCAGAUGUAAGUGCUUUGGUAUUGAGGUUCGGUGGGGAAUGUGAAUUGGUGUGGUUGAAUGACAAGAACGCAUUGGCUGUGUUCAGUGAUCCUGCUCGAGCUGCAACUGCUAUGAGACGGUUAGACCAUGGGUCUGUCUAUUAUGGGGCAACUGUGCUAGCUACAUCGACAGGAGGCAAUGCUUGGGGCUCAACAACACCCAAGGAUAAUCAUAUGCAAACAAAUCCAUGGAAGAAAGCUGUUGUUCAGGAGUCCAGCUCUGAUUGGGGAGAGAGUUCAUGGAAUGUUGCAGAAGAGAACCCAGAAACAACGACAACAUCAUCAUCAACAUCAUCAUCAUGGAAGGUAAAAGAAGCUGCUCCAAUCACCGCAUCAGCAAAUCGGUGGAGCAUUCUGGAAUCAGAAGCUAGUCGUAGCGAAGAAUCUGGAAAAGCCAUAGGAGGAAGUAAUGUGAUGAAUGAGCCAUCCUCUAGUGGUUCAAAUAAACAGGAUGAGGACUCGGACGUAGUGGACUGGGAGACUGCAUAUGACUGAACCCAAGCAAUUUUAGUGUUAUGUUUUUGUUUUUUUCUUUUUCCUUUUUAAACUGCAACUUCUUUAUGCAAAAACAUUGAUGGGUGAACAUGGGUUUUGCCAGAUGCAUUUUUGUUUCUAAAUGCUAUUUUACCAAGUUGGUUUUGAGUUUCAA
Cynara cardunculus var. scolymus (artichoke) is the source of this 3609-nucleotide messenger RNA. Its product is annotated as NF-X1-type zinc finger protein NFXL1. The transcript has 3 exons. Gene Ontology annotation, biological process: regulation of DNA-templated transcription. Gene Ontology annotation, molecular function: DNA-binding transcription factor activity, RNA polymerase II-specific; RNA polymerase II transcription regulatory region sequence-specific DNA binding; zinc ion binding. The coding region runs from base 195 to 3455 and encodes 1086 amino acids. Gene Ontology annotation, cellular component: nucleus. NCBI's taxonomy places the organism in Eukaryota, Viridiplantae, Streptophyta, Magnoliopsida, Asterales, Asteraceae. The record is from RefSeq and is a predicted model, not a curated record.